AGAAAAGCCUAACCCCUAUUCUCCAAAGUUCAACAACCUAGCUUCUCUCUCUCUCUCUCUCUCCCUCUCAAACACUCACCAUGCCUUCUAGAGUCUCCCAUGCCAUUAAACCCCACAAGCACGUACUAGACUUCACCUCACUAAAAGAACUCCCCGAGUCUCAUGCAUGGUCCUCGCUCGACUCCCCCUCCUCCAACAACCCACCGACCGCCGCCGACUCCUCCGUGUCCGAGUCCAUACCCGUUAUCGAUCUCGACGACCCCAACGCCCAAGAACUAGUGGGCCGCGCAUGCAAGACCUGGGGCGCGUUCCAAGUGAAAAACCACGGGAUUGAAACGAGCCUUUUGGAUCGAAUCGAGUCCACGGGUAAGAGCCUCUUCUCUCUGCCUACCCAUCAAAAGCUCAAGGCGGCUCGAGCCGCGGACGGGGUCUCGGGUUACGGCGUGGCUCGCAUUUCCUCGUUCUUCUCAAAGCUCAUGUGGUCCGAAGGGUUCACCAUUCUCGGUUCCCCUCUCGAACACGCUCGUCAACUUUGGCCCCAUGACUAUAACCACUUUUGUGGCGUUAUUGAAGAAUAUGAGAAAGAAAUGCAGAAGCUAGCUGGGAGAUUGAUGGGGCUAAUGCUUGGGUCGUUGGGUAUAGCCCAAGAAGAUGUCGAUUGGGCCGGCCCGAACAAAGAGGGUGCUGCUGCCAUCCAGCUGAAUUCUUACCCGGCAUGUCCGGAUCCGGACCGGGCCAUGGGUCUAGCGGCGCAUACGGACUCGACCCUACUCACCAUUCUCUACCAAAACAACACAAGUGGCUUACAAGUACUCCGGGAUGCUUCUGGGUGGGUCACGGUUCCUCCAGUACCCGGUGCCCUUGUGGUCAACAUAGGGGACCUCCUCCACAUUCUAUCCAACGGGGCGUACCCUAGCGUGCUCCACCGGGCUGUGGUGAACCGGACGCAACAACGGCUCUCGGUUGCCUACCUCUACGGGCCACCAGCUAAUGUUCAAAUCUCGCCGCUCUCAAAACUACUAGACUCGACCCAUCCGCCUCUUUACCGGCCCGUCACAUGGACCGAGUACCUUGGUGCUAAGGCAAAGCAUUUUAACGAGGCCCUUUCGUCGGUCCGGCUAUGUAUUCCGCGAACCGGAUUAGUCAACCAAAAUAAUGUCGAAAAUCGAGUGGAGAUAAUUUGACAUGUUACAUGUUUUAUGGAUAAACGAUUGUUAUCAUCGAUGAAUUUCACCA
Rhododendron vialii is the source of this 1236-nucleotide messenger RNA. Its product is annotated as gibberellin 3-beta-dioxygenase 1-like. Lineage: Eukaryota; Viridiplantae; Streptophyta; Magnoliopsida; Ericales; Ericaceae. Bases 81 to 1184 code for a protein of 367 amino acids. Gene Ontology annotation, molecular function: gibberellin 3-beta-dioxygenase activity. The transcript has 2 exons. Gene Ontology annotation, biological process: response to light stimulus; gibberellin biosynthetic process. The record is from RefSeq and is a predicted model, not a curated record.